AUGGCUAUUAUUGAUAAUAUGGCUGUGAUUGUAGAUAGAAUUUCUAUUGCUAAUGUAUUGUUUAUAUUGUUGUUUGAAGCUUCUGUAAAUGUAGCUAUUAUUGUGAUUUUGGUGUUAGUUGGCUUUGUGCUUGGAUUUUCUUGGGUGUUUGGUAUUGUAGAAGUUUGGUGUUGCAGAUGUUGUUUGCGUGAGGAUGUUGAUAAAUCAUUAGUUAAAGAUCAACUAAAUGAAGAUAUAGAUGAACUUCAGAUAGAAUCCUUAAGCGAUCUUAAGGAUGACAUAAAAAGAUUAAGUCUUUUGAUAGAACACUUUCAUGAUUUCACAAUUAAGGAUAAACAAAAAAAAUUUUUAGUUGAAUCAUUUAAUUGCUAUUUGGAAAAAGACCAAAUAAAUGCUAAAAACUUGGAUAUAGAUACAAAUCUAUUCAAUCAUCUUCAGCACUUCAUUAAAGAAUUGCAGAAUAAAAAUAAUUAUAAUGCUCAACUAAAUAAAAUUAGAAUACAAGCAGUUGACCUUGGAUUAUUUUAUAUUCAUCAAAGGGAUAAAAUAAUUGGCGAUGAAAUCUUUAGAAAAGCUAUUAAGAAGAAAGAGGAUUAG
Messenger RNA from Racocetra persica, 597 nucleotides. The record is from the annotation of a GenBank genome assembly. NCBI's taxonomy places the organism in Eukaryota, Fungi, Glomeromycota, Glomeromycetes, Diversisporales, Gigasporaceae.